AUGGGAAGUAACGAGCUCAGUGAACGAAAGCCUCUACUAAGUCCUGGCACACGUACUGCUGCUGCACUAUCUCCAAGCACAGGAAGCACUUCCGCAUUUUUACGUCGUUCUAUCCACAAUGGUCAAGAGCCCAAGCGCCAGUGUACAGACAUUCUCUUUCUUGGGUGCUUUGCGACAUAUUGGAUUGGAAUGAUUGCCCUUGCUAUUACAGCAUUGUCGCACGAAAGUAGCAGUACAUUUGCACAAGAAAUUGAAAGUGGAGUUGAUUUUCAAGGACAAACAUGUGGAAAACAUCAUUUUGUGUAUUUUCCAGAUUUUCCAAAAAAUCCAGAUUUUGGCGUUUGUGUUGAGCAUUGUCCUCAAACAACUGGAGAGCAUAUAACGCUACAUUUGCCUGUCGAGUCACAUAAGCGAGUGAAUGGAUCGCACGAGAUGCAGCAAGUGCAUUUCACAUCGUACGCGACGCAUCGAUGGGCGUAUGUUUGUGCACCGGCCAAAGUCAAUUCGGAUCAAGUGAUGAUUCGCCAAUUACAAGACACUUUAGGACGGUUUGUGGGUGCACUUGGUAAUUGUUGGCAGGUUUUGCUAAUUGGCACUGCAAUCUCCAUGUCUACGGCCGCAAUUUAUCUCGUUCUAUUACGUUAUUGUGGUUGUAUUAGUGUCUUUAUGUCCACUUUGGCCAUUGAAACGACACUUGCAUACAGCAGUUAUCGUCUUUUGCGUACAGCUUCCGAUUCGCAGUCGUACGAAAACGAUCCUGUUAUGCUCAGUUCUCUUCAAAUCAGUGCUGUUGUCAUGUGUUGCGCCGCCAUCUUGUUCUUGCUCUUUGCUAUUAUCAACAUGUCGCGUUUAUUACUCGCAGGAGCAUUUAUCUCGCAUGCUGCACGAGCUUUAUCGCAAUUUAAGCGACUGUUCAUCCUUCCAUUUAUCUCUUACGUAUUGCUUUUACUGCUCUUUGGUUGGGGACUAUUCGUUACAGUUUCUCUCUUUGGAGCAGGAGAAACAUCGACGCGAAUUGCUACAAUUUCUGCCACUUCUCCAACUUCAAUCCAAGUAGUCAUUGAAUCAUUUCAAGUGAGUACAAAGUUACGUUGGCUCUUUUUGUUUCAUUUGUGGGGGAUGUACUGGUCAGUGAACUUUAUUUUAGCUAUUGGAGAAAUGAUUACAGCAAUUGUUAUCUCGUUGUGGUAUUUUGCCCCGGAAAAUCGCAUUACUGGAUUUAAAGAGUUUGAAAUGACAGAUCCCGUGUCCUAUGCAGCUCAAUUGACAAUUAAAUAUCACUUGGGUACAUUAGCCUUGAGCUCAAGUUCGGUUGCAUUAGUCGAACACAUUCGUACUUUUUUCUUGUACCUUGAAAACAAGAACGAAUAUGAUGCGAAUGCAAUUACAAAAUUUGCAGCCAAGUGUUGUUGUUGUUGCAGCUAUUGCUUUCGAUAUUGUUUAAAAUAUAUUUGUAAAGAAGCAGUGUAUGUGAGUGCAAUCCAAUGUACGGAUUUCUACACUUCGGGAAAGUUGGCAUACACGUUGAUAUCUUCAAAUUUAAUUCGAGUUGGAGCAUUGAGUCGAAUUGGUCAUGCAUCGGUACUUCUCGGGAAACUUAUUGUAUGUACGACAACAUGUCUGAUCGCAUGGAUUCUUCUAAGUGAUGCUCCAUCACCCGUUCUACCGCUUGUAGCUGUGAUGCUUUUUUCUUACAGUGUAGCGCACGCUUUUUUGACGAUUUACGAGACAACCAUUAACAUGCUCCUUAUGUGCUUUACAUUGGAUGAAAACCUGCAUGGUGGUCGCGGUAAUUCAAUCCAUGCGUCGGCACCACUGAUACAAUCGAUAAAUGAUCACUUACGACCUAAAUGGCAGACGGUUUUGUAA
Molecule: messenger RNA, 1869 nt
Organism: Plasmopara halstedii
Lineage: Eukaryota; Oomycota; Peronosporomycetes; Peronosporales; Peronosporaceae
Product: choline transporter-like protein
Exons: 7
Coding region: 1-1869 (622 amino acids)
Biological process (GO): transmembrane transport
Cellular component (GO): membrane
Molecular function (GO): transmembrane transporter activity
Source: RefSeq, a predicted model, not a curated record